This is a messenger RNA of Ricinus communis (castor bean), 2381 nucleotides long. RefSeq names its product L-aspartate oxidase, chloroplastic. The transcript has 8 exons. Gene Ontology annotation, molecular function: L-aspartate oxidase activity. Gene Ontology annotation, biological process: NAD+ biosynthetic process. The coding region runs from base 264 to 2231 and encodes 655 amino acids. NCBI's taxonomy places the organism in Eukaryota, Viridiplantae, Streptophyta, Magnoliopsida, Malpighiales, Euphorbiaceae. The record is from RefSeq and is a predicted model, not a curated record.
CUAACCCUUUAAAUAGGAGUGGUUGUGGCGCUUCGUUCAUGUGCCAUUUCUCAUCUCUCUCUCUCUUUCUUCGAAUUCCAAUUCCAGUGUUUCCUGUUAUUAAGAUUCAAGAAUAAAACUAAUCCCAAGAACCAAUAUUUUAUGCAUUAUCUUCGGGUUUCUUUCUUGCUUUAAAGACCAAGAAAAACAAUACCCAGAUUCAGGUUCUACCCAAGGACUGUCUUGAACAACACUCUCUUGGUUUGCGUGGCAGAGGAACUACAAUGGCAACAAGUGUAGCUGCCUUUGGUGGUAACCUGCAAUAUGGACUGCAGAAAUGCAGGGUACAAGGUUGGAUACAAAAUGCUGGAAUUUCCAAUGUAGCUUUCAAUGGAUGCUUGCAGAAAGAGCUUUCAUGGUCAUGUGGAGUCUCCAAGAUCUUUCAGAUCCAGAAUUACAAUAUUCCCCAAUCUACCAUUGGCAAGCAUUGUAAAUCUAUUGGAACAAGGAGAAUCAAUAUAUCAUCUUGCUUGAGAGAUGAGUCCACUAAGUAUUUUGAUUUUGUUGUUAUUGGAAGUGGCGUUGCUGGCCUUCGCUAUGCCCUUGAGGUUGCAGAACAUGGAACUGUUGCUGUGAUCACCAAGGCUGAGCCUCAUGAGAGCAAUACAAACUAUGCCCAAGGUGGUGUUAGUGCUGUGUUGUGCCCUUUGGACUCUGUGGAGAGUCACAUGCAGGACACUAUUGUAGCAGGGGCUUAUCUUUGUGAUGAGGAGACAGUCAGAAUCGUCUGUACAGAAGGACCUGACAGGAUCAGGGAAUUGAUAUCUAUGGGUGUGACUUUCGAUCAUGGUGAGGACGGAAACCUGCACCUUGCAAGGGAAGGAGGUCACUCUCACCAUAGGAUUGUUCAUGCUGCUGAUAUGACUGGAAGGGAGAUUGAGCGAGCUCUGCUGGAGGCAGUUGAUAAUGAUCCUAAUAUUACCAUGUUUGAACAUCAAUUUGCUAUAGAUCUGCUAACUUCUCAGGACGGUCCCGACACAGUUUGCCAUGGUGUUGACACCAUUAAUACUGAAACAGAAGAGGUUGUUCGAUUUAUUUCAAAGGUGACUUUACUUGCUUCAGGUGGGGCUGGGCAUAUCUAUCCAACUACCACAAAUCCUCCGGUGGCUACUGGAGAUGGAAUUGCAAUGGCUCACAGAGCUCAGGCUGUGAUUUCCAACAUGGAAUUUGUGCAGUUCCACCCAACUGCCUUAGCUGAUGAAGGCCUUCCCAUUCAACCAAGCAAAGCUAGAGAGAAUGCUUUUCUCAUUACCGAAGCUGUGAGGGGUGAUGGAGGUGUUCUCUAUAAUUUAGGCAUGGAACGGUUCAUGCCGUUGUAUGAUGAGAGAGCCGAGCUAGCUCCUAGGGAUGUGGUGGCGAGAAGCAUUGAUGACCAGCUUAAAAAGCGUAAUGAGAAGUAUGUGCUGCUUGAUAUAAGUCACAAGCCAAGAGAAAAGAUACUCUCUCACUUCCCCAACAUAGCUGCUGAGUGUCUUAAGUAUGGCCUGGAUAUAACCCUUCAGCCAAUUCCAGUAGUUCCUGCUGCCCAUUAUAUGUGCGGUGGAGUUCGUGCUGGGCUUCAGGGGGAGACAAAUGUGCGAGGUCUGUAUGUAGCAGGUGAGGUUGCAUGCACUGGUUUGCAUGGAGCAAACCGACUUGCUAGCAAUUCAUUGCUUGAGGCACUGGUUUUUGCACGAAGAGCUGUGGAGCCUUCAAUUGAUCACAUGAUGAGCUCUAAGCUUGAUCUCAGUGCUUCAAAUUGGUGGGCCCGACCAGUUAUGCCCAGUUCACUUAGGAGUAGUGUGAUAGAUGACAUAUUGAAGACGACUGCAAAAUUAAGGAAAGAACUGCAAUCAGUCAUGUGGAAAUAUGUGGGAAUUGUUCGCUCAACAACAAGGUUAGAAACUGCUGACCGAAAAAUCAAAGAACUGGAGUCUGAAUGGGAGAAGCACUUAUUUGAACAAGGAUGGGAGCAGACAAUGGUAGGGCUUGAGGCUUGUGAAAUGAGGAACCUAUUUUGUUGCGCUAAGCUGGUGGUGAGCAGUGCCAUGGCGAGGCAAGAGAGCCGUGGGCUUCACUACACUACUGAUUUCCCUGAUGUAGAGGAAAGUAAGAGGUUGCCAACAAUUAUUUUUCCUUCUCCAUUAAACAGUACUUGGAGUUCGCGGCAGCUGCACCUCAAUAAGGCAGAUCAGUUUACCACGGCAACAUAAAUAAGGCUGUCUGUAAGUGCAGGGCUUAUUUCUGAUGUGUUGCAGUCCAGACUUUGUAUUUAUAUGUUAUCAUUUAUCAUUUUAAACGAAGAUUUGUAACAAAGAACUUUGGUAUGAAAUGAAAUGCGUCUUUCUUCGUUUACCUAAAAA